UAAUUGUUCCGCGUGUAUGUUACGGUAUGUUAACGUUCAACAAGUAAUUCAAUUUGCGCGUGUAAACAUUUCACAGUGGCUAGGGUAGCCACUCAAGGUGAAACGGUAAUUAGCUAAUAUUUGCUUUAAAGUAACGGCUGAAAUAUGGGACAAUUUUCACACGUUUGUCGAUGUUAGAACCACAGAUACCUUUAAUGUGCGGAUCGAAAAGAAAAUUAAUGAAUUCGGUCCAAAACAGACCUAUUAUAAAAUGGUUGUUACGUCAAACAACUCAAAUGUGUGAGUUACAAAGAAUAUGUUAUGGGGAACCAUCCGGAGCACCAAGAACUCUAGCUAUAGAGGAGUCUCUUAAGUUGUCCAGAAAUGCAAAUAUCAAAACUCUUGUGGCUCAUUUGAAUGAGCUUGCAGAUCAGCAUGGAAUUACAACUAAAACAGAGCGUAAAAUAUUAGAAGAAGCUAUUAGGACAGUGUUAGUGACUAAGAAAAUAAAUCCCACUGCGCAUCCUGACUUUGCUAAAUUGUUUGGGAAGUGUGUAGAGUUAAUUUGGGGCUAUAGACAACUAUGCACAGAAUGUGAAGAGCUUAGAAAAACGCCUUAUGAUGCUGAGAAUCCAGGCCAUGAAUUAUUAUUGUUACAGCUGUGGAAUUCUUUAAUGCCUUAUGAGCCAUUAGAUGCUAGAGUUACAAAGCAGUGGCAAGAAAUUGGCUUUCAGGGGGAUGACCCAAAAACAGACUUUCGUGGAAUGGGAAUUCUAGGAUUAGAGAAUUUGGUUUAUUUUUCUCAAGAAUAUCCCAGUGCAGCAACACAUGUAUUAUCACACUCCACUCAUCCACGUUAUGGAUAUGCAUUUGCUAUAGUUGGUAUAAAUUUAACCAGUAUGGCUCUACGGUUGUUGAAAGAUGGAGCUGCCAAGACUCAUAUUUAUAAUUCCUCUAAAACAUUGCCAUCAAUUCGUGCCUUUCAUCAGUUUUAUUGUUAUCUUUUCUAUGAAUUUGAUAGGUUUUGGAUUGAUUCCAAACCAAGUAACAUGAUGGAGUUCUCAUCUAUACAAGAAAAGUUUGAAAACAGUAUCAGAAUGGCAUUGUCUGACCCAUCUACUGUUUUUAGGAUAAAUAUAUCAGUUGAUAAUGUUUAAAAUAAGUGCAAUAUAUUCUGUUGAUAAGACCAAAAAUAUCAUACAGGGAAUAAAUGUAAUUUUAAACUUCUAAUGCACAAAGCUAAUUUCUGUAAUAUAUGUUGCACAGAGUGUCUUGUGAAUGGAUCUCGCAGCAUUACUGCAAACUAUGGACAAUGGAAGUGUAAUGAAACUAAAAGCUUAAUUUUCAAAUCACUAUAUUAAAGAACAACACAUAGAGCCUGACGCAUUUCAUAUUUUAUAUUUUUACUUUAUUUUUCUACUGGCUUAUCAAUGAAAAAAUAAAAGGGGUGUAUAUGGUAGUUAACAAACGUGGAUGCAUUGACAUUCAA
Messenger RNA from Hylaeus anthracinus, 1468 nucleotides. Its product is annotated as ELMO domain-containing protein 2. The record is from RefSeq and is a predicted model, not a curated record. The transcript is spliced from 2 exons. Gene Ontology annotation, molecular function: GTPase activator activity. The coding region runs from base 171 to 1136 and encodes 321 amino acids. NCBI's taxonomy places the organism in Eukaryota, Metazoa, Arthropoda, Insecta, Hymenoptera, Colletidae.